GAGUGAGCAUGGUGUCCUGGCGGCGGAGGCCGGGGCCCGGCCUGGCGCGGCUGUGGGGCUUGUGCUGCCUGGUGCUGGGCUGCUGGCCGAGUGCGCUGGGCUGCCCCGCGUCCUGCGGGUGCAGCUCCUGGCGGAUCUGGUGCACGGGAUCGUCGCCGGGCAUCGCCUCCUUCCCCGUGCCGCAGAGGAGCGCCGAGGGCGACAAUGUUACCGAGAUUUACAUCGCAAACCAGCCAAAUUUGGAAAGUAUCAAUGACAAUGAGGUUGGAUUUUAUGUUGGACUUAAAAAUCUGACUGUGGUGGACUCAGGCCUAAGAUUUGUGUCCCGUCAUGCAUUUGUGAAAAACGUGAACCUACAAUACAUCAAUUUAUCCAGAAACAAGCUCUCAAGUUUGUCCAAGAAGCCUUUUCGCCAUCUGGGUUUGUCUGAUCUGAUAUUGGUGGAUAAUCCAUUCAAGUGUUCCUGUGAAAUCAUGUGGAUCAAGAAAUUUCAAGAGACCAAGUUUUACACAGAAACUCAGGACUUAUAUUGCAUAGAUGAAAACAAUAAGAAGACAGCCUUGCUGGAUAUGAAGGUCCCGAACUGCGAUUUGCCCUCAGCAAACUUAAGCAAUUACAACAUCACCGUGGUGGAAGGAAAGAGCAUUACGCUGUACUGUGAUACUACUGGCGGGCCACCCCCUAAUGUGUCCUGGGUGGUAACUAAUCUUGUUUCAAACCAUGAGAGUGACACAAAUAAGAACCCUGCCUCUCUCACCAUCAAGAAUGUCUCAUCAAUGGACAGUGGACUGGAGAUUUCCUGUGUAGCAGAGAACAUUGUGGGAGAGGACCAAGCCUCUGCUGAGCUUACGGUAUUCUUUGCACCAAAUAUCACAUUUAUUGAGUCUCCGACUCCGGACCACCACUGGUGUAUUCCAUUCACUGUGAAAGGGAACCCUAAGCCCACGUUGCAGUGGUUCUACGAAGGAGCUGUACUGAAUGAGUCUGAAUACAUCUGUACUAAAAUACACGUUAUCAAUCAAAGUGAAUACCAUGGCUGCCUUCAGCUGGACAAUCCUACACACCUGAAUAAUGGUGCUUAUACCUUACUGGCAAAGAACGAUUAUGGAGAGGAUGAAAAACGGGUUGAUGCUCAUUUCAUGUCAGUGCCUGGAGAUGGUAAUGGCCCAAUUUUGGAUCCAGACGUUUAUGAGUAUGAAACCACACCUAAUGAUCUUGGAGAUGCCACAAAUAACAGUAAUCAAAUCACUUCAACGGAUGUUUCCAACAAAGAGAAUGAAGAUAGCAUCACUGUGUACGUUGUUGUGGGAAUUGCAGCACUGGUGUGCACGGGCUUAGUAAUAACCCUCAUUAUUCUGAAGUUUGGAAGGCAUUCUAAGUUUGGGAUGAAAGUUCAUGGUGAAGUAAAAGGAGUUGGUCUGGUAGAUCAAAUAUGGCUUUCAUUGCAAGACUGCGACAAUGAAGAACAAGUAAUGGUGGCUGUCAACAGUGAUGUACAUAAUAACUCAACUGCAUCAGAUAACAACAGACUAGGUUUUGUUUUAUUUCAUAAGAUCCCACUGGAUGGGUAAAUGAAAUAAGGAAAAGAUGAGAGAGGGGCUGUUGAGCUUGUGGAAACUGUGUGCUGCACUGUAGGGAGUGGACAGUGUUCUUGCCCAAUGAAGUGCCACCUCCCAUGGAUUUCUCUUUUAAACAUUGGUUAUGUUUGGAGAACUAUACAUUCAAAUCAGUAGCUGUUUUUCCAAGAGCAGGGAAAGGUGAAGCCCUGAGGCAGCUAAAAAACUCAAGAAAUUCCAGAAAUAAGCUACCACACUCUUUCCUAUUGCCUUGUCCUCACUGUGUCUUCCAAAAUGACAUUGAAAUGAAAUUAUAUUGUUUCCUCUGUCAAUUUUUUUUCUGUUCGAAUAACUGGAAAGAUGUUGUUUUUAUAAAUAAUAUUUAUCAAAGGUGAACUGCAAAGCUGCUUUUGUUUUAUUGAAUUAACAUCUCUGCAAAAAUUUCUACAAUGCUUAGUUUGAGUGUGUGUGCAAGCUCACUGAUUUCUGUGGAAAUGCUCACAUCCUUAAAGUUAAGUUCUUGUAUAUUUGCAGGAUAUGGUCUUAACUCCUGAAGCAGUAAAUUGCAGAGCUGGCCCUGCAAAUCUUAUGUAUGUAGUUCCACUGACUUUACCAGGAAGAUGGGGAGUCUAAGUUGUAUACAGAAAGGUGGCAGUACUGUUUGCUGUGUUUGGGUAUUGAACCGGUGCCAUCAGUUAGACAUUCCAUCAGGUUGUGCUUACUCAAGAUAGCCCCUAAGCUUGAAUAAGCACACAAAUCUAUAGUAGGCCAGAUGCUGAUUCUGAGCCAAGAGCAAGAAGAACAAUGUGGCUGGUCCUUCAGAUGUAGACUUAGAGGCUUGUUUAACUGUCCAUAUUUAACUGUGAUGUAUGCUUCAGAAUGUGCUUCACAAUACUGCAGAGAAGAGUCUACUGUAGCAAGUAAAGCCAAAUGAAGGCAUGAGCAUAUUUCAAGAGCAGGGCUGCAUUUAGAUAUAGUACUAGAAAUUAAUUUUCAUUUGAUUUAUGUAUCAAAUCCUGAGGGUCUACUUUGAUCUGGUUUUCCAUUUAGGGAAUUUUAAGUAUGAAGUUUCAGGGUUUUUUUUUAACUGAGAGUUAGCUACAAAGACUAGUAGUGAAAGACUGAGGUAGAUGCUUAUGUUCCUGUGUAUUCUUGUUGAAUUUUUGAGAUAUGAUUUGAAUUUAAUUCCUUACAACUAUGUUUAGUGAAAUAGAUGGUAUUAUUUUGUCCCUAAUGUAUUUGCUUUUCAUUGUUGCCUGUUUUUAAUUUUACCCAUUUUCACUCUUCCAUUGUAACACUAUUGCCUUUUCUUUUACUGCAGUCUUUUAAGGCCAUACACCCUCCCUCUCUUGCUACAGUACUGUCUUGGCUCUUUAAUUCUGUUUCUGUGUAUUUACUUGCUUUUUGCCUUCUAAGACUCUUAAUCCUUAAACUUUUUUCUUGUGUUCUCUUGAAUCUCUUGCAUUCAAGUUCUUUAUUCCUGCUGUGCUCAAGUUUCAGAAAUAUCCUUAUUAGUCAAGACAUGUGUCCACAUUUGCAUACUUCUAGGCCUAUAUAGGGAGAUGCUUCCUUUCCCUUUCCACUAGUUAGGGAAGGGGAGAUGCAGUCGCUAAAAAUCUGUCCCAAAGAUGUAUUCUGCUCCCCACAUUAAAGAAGAGGACAGAGCUGAAAGUUUACUGAUGACCUAGGAAUCGUGUUGUCUUUGUCGCCCUGCACAUACUGUGGUGAUUUGGGGAGGGAUGGCAGCAAUUAAGGAUAUCCAUCAUAGUUCCUGUUUGAAGUUAGAUGUCAUCAAGUGCUCUGCUGUUCCUGAGAAAGAGUAUUAUGAAUGUCUGCCUUUUUUCCUCCCUAAGUCUGUGUCUUAUAAGACAUGGUUUUAUUUUCCAGAACUCAUAACUUUCUCUUCUGCUUACUGACUUAUUUUACCUUCCUUUUAAUUAUUUUCUUCUUGGGCUUCUUGUUUAUCCAUGAAUUUGUCCUCCUAUUGAAAUAGUAUCUGAUAUCACAGAGGUGAUUCUAAAUCAGUAGACAAUCAUCUAGUGGCAAUAUUUGAGCUAAAGUCAGUGGACUUACAUCAAACAAAUAUUGGAUCUUGAGCAGAGCUUGACCCAGUAGCCCAAAUUCCAGUUUGAUGUUUUGCUGGGACAAAGUCAGCAUGUUUCAGUUAUGUGUUCACAAUUUAUUGCCAAAUUAAUGAAGUGAGAAUCUGAACCCUUUUCUUUUGGCAGGGAAAAAGCAAACUUGCAAAGCUGGAAUUUGGCAGUUGACUUUUGAAAUAUUUAAUUUAAAAAAGUAGUUCUUUCUGGUUCAUAAUAUUUAUAUGCAUAAAUAUGCACAGUUAUUGAUUGGGGAUUUUACAUAAUUUUUUUGUAAUUUAUUUUAUAGCACUUUGCAGUUCAUCUUUAUCGGAUAGACGUAGGUUUGACCUUCAAAUGUUUCAGACUGUACUGACACAGUAUUUUGGAUUUUAUGUAAUCAUGGAGGUACUUUAAUAAACAACUGAUCUAUGCACCACUGAAAUAUAUAUAUAUAUUUUUAUAUCUGUAUUGUAGAAUAUCCUUCUUACAUAUUUUGUACUACAUUAUGUUAUACACUCAGUACAUUAUUACUUGAUGCAGAUAUUCACAGAACGUUAUGGAUUACAGCACGUGAUUUGUUACUAAUAAUGUCUUAGCGCAGACGUUUAAUGCUUGAUGGAAAAAGACUACAUGUUCCUACAAUGUUUUUUUCAGUAUGUGGACAGAGCCUCUUAAAGCUAAGGGAGCUAAACUUUUAACAUGGAAGUUAUGACACCCACUAGCUUCUGUCUUUCAGCUUGAUUGUAAGUGACUUUGCUUGUAACUGUAGAGAUUCUGAUCUGCCCAAAUGGUGUUGGUUUACAAAGGGCUCACUGAAUUACAAAUCCUAGACCUCCUUAAAAUAAAGUGAGACUGAAACUAAAAAUCUUACAGGAACCAUUAACAUGGUAAAAAUUUAUGAACAUCCAGGAUUUGACAUUAAAAAGUUUUUAUAUUGUUUUACUGAGCAAUAAAAAAAGGCUAUGAAAUGUCUAAAGGCAGAGUUGCUAUUUUUUUUCUCUGUGCCAGACAUGAAACUAAAAUAAAAGCAUAUUUCUAAGGUUCUGCUAGAAGGGGUUUAUUUGUACUAGAAUUUAUUUUAGAUGGACAUUUAAUAUGCUCAGAGACACGUUGAGAUAAGCUGUUGAGCAGUGUGAUGGACAGAUUAGUUUGGGGCCUGGAGAGGAAGCACUGCUGGGGGUGUUGUGGUGUGAGGCAAGUCAUGUCAUCCAGUCUGUUAAAUAAACUUGUUCUGUUGAAUGUGAUGGAAGUUUGACCAGUGGCCAGGACUAUGUUGCAAAGAAGUGCACUGUUCCCAGGCAGAGGUCAGAGCUGUGCUUGCUACAGCUGCCCAUCAUGAAAAGUGAGGUGGGAGCAGUUGCAAAAUGUCUGUUCCUGAAGAAAGCUGUCUAGGGACCAUCUCUUUUUUAGUGGGAGUCCUGGAAGCUCACAGCCAGGGCAGAGGCUACUAUGAAACAUUUUCAUGGUAAUAUGUGUCUUGGCUGCUGUAACCUGUGAAAGGCAGUCUUCAUCCUUUCCACUGCCUUUGUCUACCAGCUGGACCUCUCCCAGGCAGCAGUGAAGCAAAACAUGCAUUUUAGAGGGAGCAAGAUCAAGAUCCUUGGAAACAGCAGACAGUGCCAAGAAAACCUGUGGACAGCUAGUUGAAAACAAUUUUACUUCAAAUAGUUCUAAUGGGGAUUGUUUUUCUUUUUUGACUGUUGGAAGAAGGACUAAAAAUAAUUUUUUUUCCUAAGAAAGCAAAUUUCUAAGCCUGGUUUUUCAAAAACUAUAAAACAUAUGGAAUUCUGCCAUAUGAAAAUGACCCAUACACUUCCAAGUGGCUCUUUAAACAGAAGCCUUCAUGCAAAGUUUGUCAAUCCCUUUACCCAGUUGUCUGUGUUAAAUUGACACCUAAUCAUCACUAUGAAGGCCAUAACUUUGUUUUCAUCUAUUUUAAUGCUUAAAACUUGCAAAUGGUUUGUGAAGUUGAA
Messenger RNA from Pyrgilauda ruficollis (rufous-necked snowfinch), 5607 nucleotides. It is a transcript of the gene NTRK2, whose product is annotated as neurotrophic receptor tyrosine kinase 2. The transcript has 14 exons. Gene Ontology annotation, molecular function: brain-derived neurotrophic factor binding; ATP binding; brain-derived neurotrophic factor receptor activity. Gene Ontology annotation, cellular component: axon; plasma membrane; signaling receptor complex. NCBI's taxonomy places the organism in Eukaryota, Metazoa, Chordata, Aves, Passeriformes, Passeridae. The coding region runs from base 9 to 1571 and encodes 520 amino acids. The record is from RefSeq and is a predicted model, not a curated record. Gene Ontology annotation, biological process: cellular response to brain-derived neurotrophic factor stimulus; regulation of phosphatidylinositol 3-kinase/protein kinase B signal transduction; protein phosphorylation.